CUGAUGCCAAUGAAUGCAUUAAACACGUUUCACUGAUUCUGUCUUCUGCUAUUCAUGCUGAUUAGAUGUGGAGCCUGCGUAUCUCAGGAGAGAGGCUUUUGCGUACUGUGGGAGUGACUAUAGUGUUGUCAACAGUAUUCCAGAGAUUAUGAAUAUUCAUGAACAGCUGAGGCAGGGCUGUGCCUCUGGAUUUCUACACUCCUCUCUCACAGACACAGGCUCAGAUCAGCCAUUAUCACCAUUGUAUGCUUUCAGCAGCUAUUAGUGGGAAUGCAGUAGCUACCCCCAACAUCGCUUUCUUGCUGGAUACUGUCCAUGGAAUAGGAUGCUCGGCUAGGAAGAGCAUUGCAUCACUGCAUUCCAUCUCCUUCCGGGAGUCCACUGGCAUCAGACUCACAGCUUUGCAGGUUACCUGAAAGGGAGAGUGCUUUAAAAUGGAGGCCCCUCUGGUGUGCCUAGAUGAGGAGUUUGAGGACAUCCGGUCUUAUUCUGAAGACCGGCAAGAAAAAUCUAGGGGAAUGUACAUGACAUCUUCAAAACACAUUGAGGAUGCCUCACUCUCAGAGCUGGAAAACUUCAGUUCUGAAAUAAUCAGCUUCAAAUCAAUGGAAGAUCUUGUGAAUGAGUUUGAUGAAAAGCUUAAUGUUUGCUUUCGGAAUUAUAAUGCCAAAACUGAGAACUUGGCACCUGUAAAGAAUCAAUUACAGAUUCAAGAGGAAGAGGAGCGCCUAAGGGAUGAAGAGGUCUGGGAUGCUCUCACUGACAAUUAUAUUCCACUAACGGGAGAGACGUGGAGAGACCAGAGCCUUGAAUCACUGAAUGGAAACAUGUCAGACUCUGAGUUCCAUGAAAAAGAUGAAGAAGAGCUGAAUGAGAAAAGUGAACAUGAUUCAGGCAUUAUUGAGGAGCCCUUAAUUACUGCAGAUCAGGUUAUUGAAGAAAUUGAAGAAAUGAUGCAGAAUUCUCCAGAUCCUGAAGAGGAAGAUCUUGAUGAUGAGGACCAUGACACUGAAAAUAUUUCUUCACAUUCUGACUCAGUUCUCCUUCAGGAGAUGCAAGCUUUGAGUCAGAAUUUUAACAAUAAUUGGUCCACUGAAGGUCUGCAGCACAUGACCAGUAUGGAAUUGUCAGAACUUCUGGACAGGGUUGAAAGAGCCAUAUGUGAUUAUUCAGAGGAGUUGGUGCAACAGUUAGCUCGACGAGAUGAGCUAGAAUUUGAGAAGGAGGUGAAGAACUCCUUUAUCACUGCUUUGAUUGAGGUGCAGAACAAACAGAAGGAGCACAGGGAGUUGGUAAAGAAGAAGAGAAAAGACAAAGGAAUGAGUUUGCACAUUAGUCGUGCAGAGAACAAUGGGCAGAUGCCAAUGAAGCGUUUUAGCAUAGAAGGACUCUCCAAUAUUCUCCAGUCAGGGAUCAGACAGACCUUUGGAAACUCUGGAAAUGAUAAGCAGUAUCUAAACACAGUGAUACCAUAUGAGAAGAGAGGGACCCCUCCAUCAGUUGAGGACCUGCAGAUGCUGACUAAUAUACUUUAUGCCAUGAAGGAAGACAGUGAAAAGGUUCCAAUGUUGUUAACUGACUACAUUUUAAAAGUGCUCUGCCCUACUUAAGGUGUUGCAUGGAAAGAAGACUGUCAGAAAAAAAGAAGUUUUACAUUGGCCGAGGACUGCAUGGCAUAACAGAACUUCCAACUGUACAUUUACAACUGCAUAGCAUUAAUCCAAAUUACCAGGAGGCAUUGUAAGAUACACAUUGCUUUCGUGUCCUUUAACCAUUCUCAGCUCUAAGAAGCAUUUUCAUAAACAAUGUCCAAUAUAAGAGAAACCAUAAUAUUUUGUGUUCUUAUAUACGACUGCAGGGACGGCAGACCUAAAGGAAUGCAAUCUGUCAUGACAUCUUUUUCCUGGAAAACACACAUUGUUCAUGCAUUGUGCAUACCUGUGCCACAACAUGUGUACCAGAGGGCUGUAAUAAAACAUGGUCUUUCAGUAUUCUUGGCAUCUGAAUAGGAUUAUACAUAUAAUUUUGUCUUGGUUAGGAAGAAUGCUCUGCUGUGCACAUAUAAUUUGCACAUAACUAAACUGCAGGUCGAAGUUUUGUCUUUCAGAAUAUCUGUAUGAUAUUGUGAAGUGUAAAUAAAAUGUAGGUAGAAGAAGAAAAGUGAAGCCUAGGCUGGAUUAUUGAUAUGCAGGGCUAUAAAGGGGUUAAUACCGAAAUAAUGAAAGGUUGUUCAGUGUUACACAAUAUUUCCUUUGACUUUCAAAAGAGAAGACUUUUGCACAUCUGCAUGUGGAAUGUUUAAAAAAAAAACCUAGUUAAAGGCAGCCAGGUUUCGCUCACAUACAAAGUUGUAUUUUGAAAGGUGAGCUGAGUUCUUUAGUACAAAAUAGCUAAUUUACAAAAAAUAGAAAAAAACCCCCCUUAAGGCCAGCUUGUAAAACCUGACCUGUUUGUCAUUCGUAGCAACUAGCACUGGAAACUUUGAUCUGCAGUUUCAUUGGUAGAAACAGCUAUAGGUUUUUUUUACAAUUAUUACUAUUAUUUCUCGAAUUACUGCUCAGUGCAGGAAUGCAAACUUUUCUGUAACACUUUCACAAUAUUAAUGUUAUGCUCCUUUUUCAACAAAUUUCGUCAGGGUAACUGUUCAGUGUAAACUUUAUGUUACAAUACCAAAUAACUUGCUUUAACAUGUAUUAUUAAGUAUUCUCAAUGGAUAAGAACCAUCAAUUGUCAUUAUUGUGGCCCUUUUGUAUUAUUUGACGUAUUUCUCAUUGUCUCCAUUACAAUUUAACAUAAUGCAGCAAUAUAGUACCUCAAGAAUGAGAGGGAGAAAGGAAACUGAACCCAGUUGUCACAUGGGGGUUUGGGUUAAAAGAAGAUGACUGUACAUUGUAGUGUAUUAGAAUGUGUCUUGCAGUGUAUUACAUGAUAGCAUAAUAAAUCUGGUGAAGUGUACAAAUAGCUCUAUCCUGUGUAAUCUCUGAGAAAUGAAAAAUGUCAUAUUUUCUGUAGAUUUGUGUAUUUUCUGGGGAUACAACUGUGUAAAAUAAAUCGAAUUAAGUUCUGCUUACUCUACAUUCUGUCCCGAAACACUUUUAACAGUGUACUUAUAAUAAAGGACAAUGCAGUCCCAAGCGUAUCUUGGUAAAUGCUUUUAAUUCCAUUAAAAAGUAAAAUGAA
Messenger RNA from Xenopus tropicalis (tropical clawed frog), 3180 nucleotides. RefSeq names its product fasciculation and elongation protein zeta 1 (gene fez1). NCBI's taxonomy places the organism in Eukaryota, Metazoa, Chordata, Amphibia, Anura, Pipidae. The record is from RefSeq and is a predicted model, not a curated record. The transcript has 10 exons. The coding region runs from base 435 to 1610 and encodes 391 amino acids.